Cephus cinctus (wheat stem sawfly) is the source of this 1709-nucleotide messenger RNA. RefSeq lists its product as uncharacterized. The coding region runs from base 162 to 1643 and encodes 493 amino acids. Gene Ontology annotation, cellular component: extrinsic component of mitochondrial inner membrane. The transcript has 2 exons. The record is from RefSeq and is a predicted model, not a curated record. NCBI's taxonomy places the organism in Eukaryota, Metazoa, Arthropoda, Insecta, Hymenoptera, Cephidae.
CAAACUCCAUAUAAUUGAGUUCUGACUCUCGAGUAACUCGGUACCUCCUCGGUGGUACGAACAUUUAAACAAUUUCAUUUUAUUUGGUUACACCAUUUUCUUUAACAUUACAUUGUUUUGCUGUCUUCUUAUUGAGCCACGCUUUACGAGGUAGUUGCAUCAUGGGUCGUCGUAAGCAGCAUGGUGAAAAAUCAAGAGUUGUGGAAGACAAGAAUUCUGCAUCAAUGAAAAUCAUAAAUCAGUCUGCUCUCGGGAUAAGGUCACUUUCUUCGUUACCGAUCGACGUUAUGUCUCGAAUUUCAUAUCCGUUUGUAAAAUCUUUCGAAAAAUACGGAACUAUUAACGACGUGCAGGAAGAUACAAUUGAAUUUGACUAUCAGCCGAGAUUUGUAUUCUCGUGCAAUUCCUGUCUGUGCUGCAUGAAAAGUUGCAGCGACGGAAUCGUGUGCCAAUUUUGUCAGAUGGUUGUUUAUUGUACGGAGAAGCAUAAGAAGGAAAACUUGAAAAAGCACGAAGAAAUUUGUAAAAUAUUUACGGAAGUGUGUAUAAAAAAUGGUGGUCUUUCAUUGGCGGAAAACACGAGGGGAGAUGAUUACAGAAUUUUACGAGUAAAAUUGAUUGAAAAAAUUCAAAAUUCAGCAAGACGCCCGUUGAGUCUUUGGGAAAAGGAAAUUAUAUUGUAUCCGAGAGUUUGUGCAAAGUGUCAUCGUUUUGGAAAUGACUUAAAGCCUUGUUCACAUUGCGAAAUGGUACUUCAUUGUGCAGGGCACGAGAACGAACAUUUAAAAUGGUGUCCCGAGUACAGACUGUAUCAAAAGAUACUAUCCAUGCAAUACAAACACGGCAACGUAAAUCCUGACAUUCCUAACGUGAUUUGCGAAGACUCAAAAAUUUUACCAAACAAUUUUGAUUCUUUUAUUUUUGAAAUUUACUCCUCGUCCUUGUAUUAUCGUAUUAUGGAUUGUUACACGUAUGCCACUUUGUCACACGUGAGCACAGUACCGUUAACCUCACUUUACGCUUUUCAAAAAUCCCGCGCUAAUUGGUCGACCAAUGACAGCUGCACGAUACACGUGGUAGGCGCGGAGUUUCAAUUCGAAGGAUUAAAUCUGCACGUGUGGGAAAAGCUUUUUAUGCAUCUACAGCCAAAUUUGAAAAGUCUUCACAUAGUACUCACGGGUCCAGAACUUUACGUACCGGAUGUGCCUUUGGAUCUUCUUGGCAAAGUUCCACUGUGCAGUAGAUGCAGAAAGUCCAGUCGUAAAAUUAAAGUUUCCUAUGUAUCACGUAAACUUUAUCACGAAUAUUGUAGAACGUCCGACGAUUAUGUCAAACCGGAUUUAAUUUGUCUGUUUAAUCCUGGAUUGUAUCGCCUCACUGGUUAUAACGGAACUGACACGUGGCCGGAAACUAUUCGAGAAGCUUGCAAUUCAACAGCUCCUAUAGUUGUCACGGCUUAUACGGAACACGAAAUUCCUCGAGAUAUCGAAAGAAUUCAAUCGAUUUGUGACAUGUCGUUUAUUUUGAAACCACAGAGGAAUCCAUAUGCCAGUUUAAAACCGGACAGGAAUUUCGUGAGUGACGAUACCGUACCACUUAUUUAUAAAAAUUAUUAUAUCAGUAUUGUUAAGAAAUGUUUAUAAGUCAAGUAUUGAUUUCCCCCGGCAUAAUAAACUUACCUGCGAAUGUAGAGAAUUUGAAAAAGAAAU